Molecule: messenger RNA, 1428 nt
Organism: Kwoniella shivajii
Lineage: Eukaryota; Fungi; Basidiomycota; Tremellomycetes; Tremellales; Cryptococcaceae
Exons: 2
Coding region: 1-1428 (475 amino acids)
Source: RefSeq, a predicted model, not a curated record
AUGAACAACAUCUCCACACCGUUAAGCACAUCGUAUUCGGGAGCCAGUACCGACUAUAUUCCUCACCAGUUCACAGACUAUAAUUCUCAGCCUUCUAAUGUAUGUCCUCCAACGUAUGGCGCCCCGUAUUUGCUGUUUCCUCCUGCUCCCACUGGUUCACCUUUAUUUCCACUGCCCAACCAAUUUGGUCAAUCUCAACCGUACUUCUCAUCGAUUGGACACGGUGCAGGAGUCGGUCAUCUUGGAGUGGGAUGUUUUGGGGGGGAGCCAUCCUGGGACAACAUACCCCGCGGGACUUUACCCUUUCUCUCACAGGAGGGUAUCGAAGCUUUCACAAAAGCUGACCAAGCUGCACGCUAUUGGUCCGGCGAGGGCGGCGACGUAUAUGUCCCUCCCACUACUGCACAAUCGUCCAGUAACACUUUACCACAUCCGAAUCAGUCACAAAACGACACCGCUACUGCCGUAAUUGAGCCGUCAUUGAUCAGACUAGAAGACACUACUGCCAAUGGUGUUUGGCCGGAAAGUGAUACACUCAAGGGUGCAUACGGCGAAGCCUGCCAUGCAGCUGCGUCACGUGAAUAUCAGCAGGCCAAAGGCGAGCUGAAUCGGGCGAAUGACCGAGCUGACACGUUUCAAGGCAUACUCUUUGAAAAAAUCGAUGGACCGUACGAAAAGAGUAGGGCCUCCAUCAACGUGUCUUGUGACGCAUUAUCGCGGAUGGUUCCAGAACGAUACUUGCGCGAUAUCGUCGAAUCUAUCAGAAGCGAAAUUGAAUCUCUAAAGGAACCGGUAGAUGCUGUGAAGGAGGCCUGGCGAAGAUUGGACAAGACGAAUACUGACUUGAUCGGACACCUGAUCAACUCCCGGAUGCUGGAACGUGAAGCUUACACGCGAACUAGAACGAGUUGUCGACAUGUCCAUGAAGAAAACCUUCGUUUUUCUACGAAGUGGGCCAACGUCACCUUACGGACAGAUGCCAAUGGUGACAAUGUCCCAGCACCAUUCUUUAAAGCCUUUAAAAACAUCACUAAACGAAAUCCGAAUGCUGAUAAGAUCUCGUUCUACACACAAUCAGCUGAUCCCUCGACUUCCACAAGUCAAGCUGGCGAGACUACUAUGAAGCAUCAGAAAAUUACUAAUGAUUCGAACACAGCUCAAUCAACAUACUAUACGGGUUAUCCCUCGGGAGCAGCGCCAUCGACAGCCACAUAUCCUAUGAGUGGUAAAGGCUUUUCUGCUUACCCAGACUGUGGCCCUACACCAGGACCAAUGUCAAAUUCUGACGCCACAGACCAAUCUCGGCUCACUUUCAUUGAACUUGUCAGUGAUGUGGCGGAGCAAGAGGAGUGGACGGAGAAUGAAUGGGAGCAAGCCUACGAAGGCUGGCUGACCUCGGCGCCGUCGGGUCUGUCGAAUCAUUGGUAG